GCCCAGUACUGUAAUAACUUGAAAGGCAUCUUUAGGCAGCAUAGUAAAAAUGUUUGAUUUGUAAUUGCUUGCUGAACUCUUGCACAGUCCGUUGCCAUAUGGUACCUCCCUUCUACUGGCAAACAAUCUUUCCUUGUUCCUAACUUCUCAGCCUCCCUACCCCCUCCUUUUCUGGAGGGUAUGGAUAGGAAAUCCGAAGGAGGAGUUUCUUCUGCUCUCCGAGUGCUCGCGGUGACAUCAUAGGUGGGCUGAACGGCUGAGCCGAGUGUGUGUUUGUUUAAAAAAACACUGUCCAAAAGUGAUGUAUAUGGAAUCUGGGUCAGCUGUAGCUGGUUAGAGCACUUCUGCAUGUGAGAAUUAAACACUGCAGUUUCAAAAAACAUCUCUCUCUCUCUCCUGGAAUAACGCAUAUUGGAGCAUUACUUUUUUUUUUCUUUUUUUAAAACUGAUUAGUUAGCUUGGUUAUCGUAUGGAGAAACCCAAUUCCUCAAUACAGCUUGGAUCUAACAGAGAAAGACAAAAGCAGUUUUCAGCUCCAGCUGCAGAUUAACACUCCACACCAUCGGGUAAUAUAGGAAGCAAAAGCAAUUUGGCCUCUGGAUUUUCCAUCUGCCACAGAAGCAAACCAGCUGGAAGACUUUAUUUCUUGGCUCCUGACAGUGAUCACACCUGCUCUACAAUGAAGAUCCUGAAGUGGACUUUGGGUGUCCUGCUGUUCCUGCUGCUGUCUAUCGGGCGCUGUACGGAACAGUCCACGCCGAGUAAGACGCCCCAGCAGAGGCAGCCUCGCUCAGCAGACGGGGCAGAGGAAGGGAAGAAAUGUGGUUACACCUUCCUGGUCCCAGAACAAAAAAUCACAGGGCCAAUCUGCGUGAACACGAACGGCCCGGGCACCGGGAACAGGAAAGAUGAAGUCACCAGGAUGGACAUCGAGAACCUGAAGGAUGUGCUGUCCAAGCAGAAGCGGGAGAUCGACAUUUUGCAGCUGGUGGUGGAUGUGGACGGAAACAUCGUGAACGAAGUCAAACUACUGAGGAAAGAAAGUCGGAACAUGAACUCUCGUGUGACCCAACUGUACAUGCAACUCCUGCACGAGAUCAUUCGCAAGCGCGACAACUCGCUUGAGCUUUCCCAGCUGGAAAACAAAGUCCUUAAUGUUACCACAGAAAUGCUGAAGAUGGCAACAAAAUACAAAGAGCUGGAAGUAAAAUAUGCGGCGCUAACCGACCUGGUAAACAACCAGUCUGUGACAAUCUCGCUGCUGGAGGAGCAGUGCCUGAGGAUCUUCUCGCGCCAGGACCCCCACGGGUCCCCGCCCCUGGUGCAGGUGGUGCCCCAGCACAUCCCCAACAGCCAGCCCUACACUCCUGUCCUGCUGGGAGGCAACGAGAUCCAGCGAGACCCGGGCUACCCCCGGGACAGAGAUGUACGGCCACCGCCCGACCCCGCCACUUCUCCCACAAAGAGUCCUUUCAGAGUGCCACCUCUGGCUCUGAUUAACGAGGGUCCAUUCAAAGACUGCCAACAAGCCAGGGAAGCUGGGCAUGCCAACAGUGGGAUUUACAUGAUCAAACCCAAAAACAGCAACGAGCCAAUGCAACUCUGGUGUGAGAACAGCCUGGACCCUGGAGGAUGGGCAGUUAUCCAGAAGAGGACAGAUGGAUCUGUCAACUUUUUCAGGAACUGGGACAGUUACAAGAAAGGAUUUGGGAACAUUGAUGGAGAGUACUGGCUGGGACUGGAAAACAUCUACAUGCUCACCAAUCAGGAUAAUUACAGACUCUUGAUUGAGCUGGAGGACUGGAGCAACAAGAAGGUGUACGCAGAGUACAGCAGCUUCCGCCUGGAGCCCGAGAGCGAAUUCUACCGCCUGCGCCUGGGCACGUACCAGGGCAAUGCCGGAGACUCCAUGAUAUGGCACAAUGGAAAGCAAUUCACAACACUGGACAGGGACAGGGACAUGUAUUCAGGAAACUGUGCCCACUUCCACAAGGGUGGCUGGUGGUACAACGCCUGUGCCCACUCCAACCUCAACGGGGUCUGGUACCGAGGGGGGCACUACAGGAGCAAGUACCAGGAUGGAAUCUUUUGGGCUGAGUACCGGGGAGGUUCCUACUCCUUGAAAGCAGUUCAGAUGAUGAUCAGACCUAUAGACUGAGGAGGAAAACCCCACAGUGCUCCCAUAUAAAAUUCUUAGUGUUUGAGCUCCAGAAAAAAAAUUACUUUUUAAUCAUUAUUUUGCACAAUCUGCCCCUGCAAAAAGCAGGUCUACAGUUUUCCUGUCUUCUUUCCCCUGUCAUGUUCCCCUCUCCUUUAUUAGGACCCUUCUCUACUGUGACAGACAGUGUUUUUUUUUUAAACACACAUUCACAAAAGCAGAUGUUUGUGCUUGCAAAGCAUAUUUAUCUUUUUUUUUUUGAAGAUCAACAUGUUUGAUGUAAACAGUCAAAACUGGUAAAAAAUGCCAGGUCUUUGACAAGAUAUAAGCUUUUCCAGUUCAAAAAGCUUAUGCUUUUUCAGGUUAGCUCAACCCUUAAAUGUAAAUAUGUGAAAUGACAUUGUCUUGCUUUAAUGUGAAAUUGAUUAGUUAUUUAACAAUUUAUUUAAAAAUGUUGGUAUUACUUUCGAUGAAAAAUAUGACUUCACAUUACUGUUUGAUAUUUACUCCAAGAACCUACAUAAAAAAUUGGAGACAUUUUAGCUUUGCCAGCAGAGAAAGAUUUUUGCAACAAAUAAUUAUUUCAAAAUGAAGAGGCAAAUUUAACACAAAAUACAAAAUUUCUUAGGGAAUUCUCUACACUGCUAAGAUCUGCAAGUUCUAUCUUCUUAAAAAAUUUAGGCAAAACGUUCCUUACGUAAGAAAAUUAAUUGUAUGAAACUUUUGAUAAACCUGAGACAAUCAAAUUACUUGGUACCUUUUUUACCUUUAAGCUUUCAAAUUAAACUUUGAACUUAAACGGCAAAACUGAAAGUCCUGGUAUUAAAAUCACGACCUGACACUUCCCUGCUCCACUUAGGAGUGAUGAGGGCUGACCAAGCAUUCACACACAGUCAUCCAGAUAAGUCUCUGAAUAUUAGAAGUUUUCCUCCAACACAGCUUUCUGGUCCCACAGUAAAACAAAGCUUAGAAAUCAGCUCUGAGUAUGUUCUCCCUGAUAUCCCAAACUUGGGCUGCUCUUAUGACACACCCAUUUCCCUUCCCUUACACCUAUACAACUUUUGAUACUGUUUAGACUAAAUUUUAGCUUCUAGAUAUCAGAUUUUCACUGGAACUUAGAAAUUAAAUAGAAAAUACUUUCCCUAAAUUUAACAAAAACUAUACCACACACUGAUUCACAACAAGAUCGUUCCAAAAUCAGAUCCAACCAAACAUUCGCUUUAGGUACCAGAAUCUUUCUUCCUGUUAUAUAAAAUGAUUUUAUAACUGCACUUAUAGCCACACAGGUUGCUUAAUUUAAUUUUAUAUUAUGUAAAACUGAAUAUGCUGUUCUGAACUGUAAUCAAUGUGUUUGUUUAGCAACCCAUAGGUGCCUUCAGGACGGUAAGGAACUUUGUCCCUAUUUAAAAUAAGAAACUAUAAUCUAGUAUUAUUGUUAUGUUAAAUUAGUCAAUAUCAAUUACUAUGCUAAGCCUCAGAUGUAAUUCAGAGGAGAAAACCCAGCAUUUUGCUUUCAGAACACACCCUCUGGAGCAGAGAUAAAGCUUCAUUGAUAAUGUAUGGCUGCAAGGCUUGUAGUUAAAUGUUUGGUCAGAGAUCAAAGCCAACCAGUUCCACCAAUAUUUAAUUGGGGUUGGCAGUGGUGGGGAAUCAGCCCCAGCAUAUUCCAUCCCUACAUUCCAAGAAUUUUAACUGACACAAAUGUUUAUGAUUACAAUUCUGAAAUUGUUCUUCAUAUAAGGAAUAUUUGUUUGUUACAAAUAUCAUACAGACCUCAUUGAUUGAGUGUCCUGCAAAACAUUUCUUAAUUGCAAAUGCUUAAAAUUCUGACUCUCUAUAGCCUGUCCUUUUUUCUCUAUGAUAGCUGGAUAGAAGAGCAGUUCAGGUAAACUUAAAAAAAGGAAAAUGCCAUCCAAAACAUUCCUUUAAUGAUCACUUCUGACAGCUUUUAGUUCAUUCAACAGGCAGAUUUCCUCUCCUUGGCAGAGAGUGUAUUUUACCCCAUGAAUCUCUUGCCUGCUACAAAAACAGUGUUUGCUUAUUCAGUGCAGUCAGUGUAAGGUGUACUUUGCAGAAACCCCAAAGUAAAAUUAGCUCGCACUCAGCCUUUUAAUUAAAUCUUAUAUAUUAGACACCUAAAAAGUGAGCCUUCCCCAACUUAAAGCUGCAGGAUGACAUUAAUUAAUCAUUACUACAAAAUCCACCCAGAAACUUCAGACUCUACAAAGGCUGUGCUCUGAAAGGAAAGAGUUAAUUAAGUUGCCAAUUUAAGAUUAUGUGGAAGGAAAGCAUAGCAUGUCUUCUUCAGGUUGGUUUAUACUCUGCAUAAUAAUUCACUUUCAAGUGCUUGUAACUCCAUUACUUUGUAGCUUUUGGGCUGAAUUUUCUAAGCAGGGUGAAUGACUUUAAAAGUUCAAUGUUUUCUCUCACAUCUUUUCUUUCGAAACAUUUUCAAAAGAGCCUGUAGCAUCCAUCAGGCUUCUUGCCCUGGGCAUUCAGAAGCAGUCUGUCUGGGAAGGAUAAAGCCUCCACCAUUCCUCUACCAUCAGUCCAAAUUUAACCAGGCAGACCUCAAGAAGUUCAACUUGUACGAAACCUGAAACACUGUUUUCACAUCUAUUUCCAAAAUCUAUUGCAAACACUAUCACUGAAGCAGCUGAAUACUCCUCAGAUGAAUAAUUAAUAACCUGUUGUCAGCUUUUCUCUUUCUGGAUAUCACUCCUCAAAGACAGCUAUAAGAAAAAUAUCUCACAAGGUAGUACUGCUUAGUUAAAUAAAAACCUUACUUCUCAA
Molecule: messenger RNA, 4951 nt
Organism: Haemorhous mexicanus (house finch)
Lineage: Eukaryota; Metazoa; Chordata; Aves; Passeriformes; Fringillidae
Gene: ANGPTL1
Product: angiopoietin like 1
Exons: 5
Coding region: 680-2158 (492 amino acids)
Biological process (GO): cell surface receptor protein tyrosine kinase signaling pathway
Source: RefSeq, a predicted model, not a curated record